This is a messenger RNA of Spirodela intermedia, 723 nucleotides long. The record is from the annotation of a GenBank genome assembly. Lineage: Eukaryota; Viridiplantae; Streptophyta; Magnoliopsida; Alismatales; Araceae.
AUGGAGUCGUCGUCGGAUUCCAACGACCCUUCUUAUCCUCCUUCUCCGGCUCCACCACGGCGGCGCCGCCGGACCUCCGCCGCCCGGCAGCUCUCCGACAGGAUUGGCCGCGCGCUCGGCCAUCGCCUGCGCCUCCUCCACCGCUCCGGCGCCGACUUCUUCGUUCUCGGCGUCACCGGCAAUGUCUACACCGUCACCAUCGCCGCCAACCCCAGCUGUUCGUGCCCCGACCGGGCGGCGGCUCCCUGCAAGCACACGCUCUUCGUCUUCCUCAGGGUCCUCUCCCUCUCGCUCGACGACGCCUGUCUCCAGCGGAGGACCCUCCGCCAACCGCAGCUCCGCCGCCUGCUCGAAACCCCCACCUCGCCGGAAGCCCUCGCUGGGGCCCGCGCCCGCGAGAGGUUCCACCAGCACUUCUCCGACUCCGGCGGAGGCGGCGGCGCCCCUCAGCAGCAGCCGCGCGGCGGCGACUGUCCGGUGUGCCUGCAGGAGAUGGAGCGCGAAGGGGAGGCACUGAAGACCUGCGCCACCUGCGGCAACUCUCUGCACGAGGGUUGCUUCCUCCAGUGGAGGAGCAGCCGUGGGAGGAGGGCGGCAACCUGCGUGCUGUGCAGGGCGAGGUGGAAGGAGAGAAAGGAAACGGAAAGGUACCUCAAUCUCGGGGCGUACAUCGGCGAGGACGAGACGGCGGCGACCGUCGGAGGGUCCUCCUGCGCAGGUUGA